AUGUUCGAAUACUGUAAGUUAGUUUAGACACUCCGGGCUUCUUUGGGUGAUUGGGUUUUAACCGAAAUCCGAAGGAUUUUAGGUGAAAAUAAGGGUUUUUACCUAAAAUUCGUUAUUUAGUGAAAUUCUAGAAUUUUUGGUGAGAAGAGUGGAAUUUUAGUUGAAAGCUGACUCUAUGAGAUUGAAAUAGUAUUUUUUGUUGUUGUCAUUUUCUUAUCGGCAAACCAAUUUUCUGUGAAAAGGAUUUCUAAAAUUAAAAAUCUCUGAAAAUGUUUCUGGAUUUUUCCAGCGAAAUCUCUUCGGGAAAAGCCGAAAUUCGAAUUUUCUUGAAACUCCUGUGUUUUCCUUAUAAUCGUGUUCAGACCGAAAUAUUCUUCAUUUUCUUCAGAAAAUCUCUCACAUUUUCCACAAAAGGCCUAAAUUUCUGUCUAAUUUUCAAGUGCUCUAUCCCCUUUUCCUAGCAUUUCUUCUUCCUUUUCUCCCGAGCUCCUCCCUUUUUCCCAUCAAACUUUUCAAACAUUUAACGCGUUGCGUGCAUGCGUCGCGGUCAUCCCAAUUCUCAGGCAAACGGGCCGACUAAUCGGCGACCAACUGGCGAUAAAUCGCCUGUCAACUAGUAGUUGGUCGCACAUUAGUCGGCGAUUAAUCGGCCUACAUAUAAAUGAGCAGAAAAGUUGGUCGGCCGACAAAAAAAGUUGGUCGGCGAUUAGUCGGCCCACAAAAAGUUAGUCGGCGAUUAGUCGCCCCAGGAGAAGUUGGUCAACGAUUAGUCGCUCCACGUAAAGUUAGUCACCGAUUAGUCGGCUCGUUUGCCUGAGAAGCUUUUUUUGAAUUUCCCAUUUUUUCCAUGUUUCUAUGUAUUUAUUUUAUUUAUUUAAAUUUAAAAAUCUUGAAUUUUUCAGCCAAUAAUAUGAAACGCGAGCACGAUAAUGAUGAUGGCGGCCAGAAUAGGCAUAAAAGACCGCGAGCCGAUGGUUUUAUGGAGGCUUUGAAUAAUGGGAAAUUCGAAUUGCGACUUUUGGUUAGCACAAAAUCCGCCGGAGCGAUCAUUGGUAAAGGCGGUGAAAAUAUCAAACGACUUCGUUCAGAGGUAAUUUUUUGCUUCUCUUUUUUCUCAAUAAUUGGGAGCAUAUCAAUUGUCCUCUCACCGAUUUUUCUGAUUUUCCACAAUUUUUCAGUUCGACGCCCAUGUCCAAGUCCCCGAUUCCAACUCCCCAGACCGGUAAAUAUUCUUUGUUCCUUCCUUUGCCUCCUUCUCCACCAAUUCCACUUAGGAGAUCCCAUAAUCCCUAUCCUCUUCUCUGGCCCAGGUAAAUUCAGAUUGUAAGCCCUUAAAUUGAUUUCAGCAUUGUUACUAUCGUUGCGCCGGAUUCUGUGGUAUUGAAUGUUGUUAGAGAUAUUAUUCCACGUCUCGAGGAGGUAAAUUUGGAAGAAAAACAACACAACAAGGAAAGAAAAUUCAUUCGCGAUUUUUUAUGAAAUAUUUUAUUUUAGUAGAUUUUAAUGAGCUGUCGAAAACUGCGUAGCUCAACUUUUAAUAUGAGUUAUGACCUCGGUCAGAAAACGGCGGGGUCGCUACCAAUCGGGGCGGAGUCGCUACACGUUUCGGGGAACAAAAAACGUGUAGCGACUCCGCCCCGAUCGGUAGCGACCCCGCCGUUUUCUGACCGAGACGUGGAAAUGUUGGUGAUUUUGUGAAAAUCUGGUAGCAUGGAAUUGUUCAGGAAAGUAGACUCAAAAAUGUAUUUAUCGACCGUUCUGAACGAUAUUUUGUUGCUAGAUUUUCUAUGCGCAAACUUUUUUCACAUCAUAACUCAUUUUCAAAGUUGAAUUGAACAGUUUCUGACAAUUAAAUCAUGAUUAGCUUGUCAAAAUGUACGGAAAAAUAUAUUUCAUCAAAAAUCUUGAAUCUAAACAGAUCCAUAAGGUGUCUUACCCCCUAAUUUUCCCAAUUUCAGGCUCCAAAUGACCGAGAUCCUUGCGAAUUACGUAUUCUCAUUCAUCAAUCGCAUGCUGGUGGUCUUAUCGGAAGAAGUGGUAGUAAAAUCAAAGAGUUGCGCGAGAAAUGCAGUGCUCGUCUUAAGAUUUUCUCAAUGUGUUGUCCGAAUUCAACGGAUCGUGUUUUGUCGACGUGCGGAGAGUCGGAAAAUGUGUUGAAGAUUGUUGAUUGUGUUAUUCAGGAGUUGAAGGAGAUUCCUAUUAAGGUAUGCGGUUGGAAACUUAAAAUAUAGAUUUAAAAAAACAUUCCUUCCAGGGAAACUCAACUCCUUAUUCUCCAUUCAACUACGAUCCAAUUCGUUCUCAUGAAUACGGUGGCUACGGUGGAAACACUCACGGUGGACCAGGCGGCGGAAUGCCAGGCGGACCACCCUCACAUCCACCUCGUCGCGGACCAGGCCCAGCUGGCGACUACGGUGGUCCCGGCGGUUAUCGUCCCCCACCUCCCCCACCCAACAACAAUUAUCCACCAAUGCACGGCGGCGCCGGUUUCGGACCACCGCCUCCGCCAUCGCAAGGAGGCGCAAAUGGUGGAGGAUAUAGUGGAAGCGGGGCUCCGAAUUCGAAUUAUGGAUAUGGACCUGGUGGAGCUGGAGCUGGUUCUGGUGGACCUGUUACAACUGCUCAAGUUACAAUUCCAUCCGAUUUGGGAGGAACUAUAAUUGGAAGAGGUGGUGAGAGAAUUGCGAGAAUUCGACAGGAUUCGGGAGCUCAAAUUACGCUGGAACAAGCGACUGGACAACCUGAAAGAAUUAUAACGAUUACUGGAACUGAACAACAAAUUCAUACUGCUCAAUAUUUAUUGCAACAAUGGUAAGGAUUUCAUUUUUUCGAAGAAAUUCAAAAUUAUUUUUAACAUGUUUUUUGCUUUUAAAAAGCUCCCGAGUUUUUUAAUGAAAUUUUCAAGAAAAUAUUCAUUCAAAAAUUUCCAAAACUGAGAAAAACUUCAAAUUUUUGUCAAAAACGACUGGAAUUUAAUUUUCAAAGAAUUUUGAGCAUAAUGAGUAUUUUUUUCUCAAAAAAUGAUCAAAGUUGUUUUCUGAAAAUCGAAGUGCGAUACUUUUCAAGAUGGCCUUCAAAUAAAAUCUUGAAAACACUUUUGACUUCGAAAAUUAAUUUUUCUUCCCUUGAAAAAAGGCGAAAAUUCCCAAUUCGAUAACCAAAUUAAUUGUUUUUUGAGUUGAUUUGGACAAAAAUACUGGGAAUAAUUGAUCAUUUUCAUCUUAAAAAUUAUUUGUUUUUCAGCGUUCGCAAUUCUCAACAAGGACGUGAACGUUUUGGUGGAUCGCAUCAUUAA
Messenger RNA from Caenorhabditis angaria, 3295 nucleotides. The record is from the annotation of a GenBank genome assembly. Lineage: Eukaryota; Metazoa; Nematoda; Chromadorea; Rhabditida; Rhabditidae.